AUGUUCCCACCGGCCUCAGUAACUCAAUUUGAAGAACAACCGCAAUUCGUUCCUGCUUAUUAUACUGAACCACCAAUACCUUUUGACAAUACCAAUCAACAGCAAUACCAAUCAACGCAAUCAAAGCGACUUGAUAAAGCAUUCGCAUAUUUUUCAUCACGCAUGCAUCUAAUUAAUAUGGCACUUGCACUCGCUUUUUCGAUUAUAGAAUUACAUUAUGGUUCAAAGUAUAAGCAUCAGUGUCCAAUAAACCAAAACAUUCCAAUAUUUUUACUGGUACAUGGUUCACUCAAAAUCUUUUGGGUGUUUAUUGGUAUAUUAGCAUUCCUUGUUGCUAAAUUUCUUCGACAAUAUAACGAAGUACUAGCAAUAAGGUUAAUGUUAAUCAAUCUCAUUAUACAAUUAAUAUGUUUUCUGUUUUUUUUCGCAUGGUUUAUAACUGGUAACGUAUGGGUAUUUAGCAUUAAACCAAAAGUACAAUACAAUCCAUCUAUCCCGGCAACAUAUUGUCAGACGAAUUUGUACCACGCAGCAUUUGGUCUUAUUGUAUCAACAUAUAUUGUGUUUGGUAUUGUUACAUUGAUAACCUUUAAACGAAGAGGUCUUGGUAAAAUGAUACGUAAUAAAAUAGCAACAAAAGAUACAUCGGCAAAUCCAACAAUCACAUAUGCUAAUAAUCAAUCGUAUCCUUAA
Molecule: messenger RNA, 693 nt
Organism: Didymodactylos carnosus
Lineage: Eukaryota; Metazoa; Rotifera; Eurotatoria; Philodinida; Philodinidae
Source: the annotation of a GenBank genome assembly